AGCUGCGUAGCUAGCUACAGAAGAAAGAUCUGCACUGCAGACACCUGAAACGCCAUCUGUUUCCUUCGGUUUAUCAUUUGAGCCUGUAAGUACCCCAAUCACAUACGGAUUACGCGAGGAUCCGUAUUGGUUUCAUCUGCCCGGUUGAAUUGAAUUUGAAUGGAACUUCAUCCUCCGUUUUAGGGUCUUCGUCCUUCCAAAUUUUACGCAUGUAAUGUGAUAGCCUACGAGUCCCCUUCGGUCGUGAGGUGAACCGCUCAAAAGGCGCAGUGAGGAAAUUGCCCCAUCAUGGUGACCAAGAGGAUCAGAUCGGAAUACAUGAAGAAAUUUAAAGAUCCCAAAUGGGAUUCUUACUCCAGGUGUUAUGAAGAAUUGUUGAAAUACAGACUUACUCGCAGACUUUUGGAACAAAGCCACAAUCCAUGGUUUUGGGGAGAGUGGUCAAGUGAGACUUCUGGGAAGUCAACUCCACAAGGAUGCAAAGUUGAACCAUUGAAAUCGGAGGACGAAAAAACACCUGCACAGCAGACCACUCCAUCAGAACACUCCAGCGAACCCGUGGAUGCUAUUAGCCAAGAAAUCCAGGUUCUAUGCGAGUCUCCUAACAGGGGUGAGGAGGAGGAAGACGGAAGAGCACCUUCAAUCGUUUCUAAUGAAGUAAAGCCGGAAGUACCCGUUAAACCAAAAGCAGGCCAGCGUGUUUCUCGCAAGCCCUCACAAGCCAAGAGGAAACCAAGUAAACGCCAAGACCCGCAUGACAACAAAGACGCCAAAGAGAACAGGCAUCCUUUUGCCAUGUAUGGCGCGGGAGACCGUGAGGCCGACAUGGCCUUAAAGAAGACCCACAACGUGUGCCCCGUUGCAUCCACCAAGGAGAUCCACGAGUCUGCCCUGCGUGCCAAAACUCGGCGGGACGUGGAGAAGCAGGUGAAGAGAACGGAGAGGACCCGAGCGCGCUCCAUUGACAAGAUGACCAAAGCCAAAAGCAAAGCGGCAGCUGAUUUUGACCCCUGGGUAACAGAGUACAUGCUCCGCUUCUCAGCCCGGUCACAGUAGUGAGAAGGGGACUCACUAAUUCGACGCCCUUUCGGUACUUACCGCUUACGUCAUACGACCCUAACCCUAAACCUCACCCUAACCUUAACCCUAAACCUAACCCUAACCCUAAACUUAACCCUAACCUUAACCUUAACCUUAACCCUAAACCUAACCCAAACCUUAAAUCACUUGUUUGAAAUGUUUGAUUACCAUGUGACGUACCACGUAAGUACCGAGAGGGCGUCAAACUAGUGGGUCCCAGUGAGAAGGGUAGGCCCCUUUCUCCAGUACCAGUCCUACAAUGACUGGCACUACGGGCAAUGCCCCCCUCUGACACUUUACGCAAAAUCAGUGAAAAAGAAAAAAAGACGCUUAGAACUGCUAAUACCAUGUUAUCAUUGUAAUAGUGGUAAUAGCGUUGAAAUAACAAUGUAAUACUGUAGUGCUAUUGCUCAGUUGUCCCGUCCCUGCUUUUCUCUGCUCAGAGCACUGCAUUGUAUUAUGCUCUGCUGACGGUUUUAUCCAAAGCGACUCACAGUUACUCCAGAGUAUUGGUUCUAGUCCCUGGUGCUAUGUGGAGUUAGGUGCCUUGCUUAGGGGCACUUCAGCCGUGGAUGGUAAUGUAUGGGAUUCGAUCCAGCCAGCAACAUACCGAUUCCAAGAUCAACUACUUAACCAUGAGGCUGCCCCACAACGUGUUGAAUGACAAAUGCAGAUUUUUCAGAUUUCUUCACUGAGUGAUAAAUAUACCAGUAUCGGAUCUGCGUUUAAUCUUGUGUAAACUUUUGAUAUAACUGUUUAUAGGAUUCUUUGACAUUUGAUAAAUUGUAUCUUUGGGUUUCUAAAACAACAUUACACAUUGGUGGCUGGACCUCAAUAUUUAUUUAUUCCAAUAUUUGGUAUUUGAUUUGGUUGGACAAUCCCACAUAACUUUUUUGAAUGUCCUCCAGUCCAAGCCAAUAACUGCUGUGAUUGGUUCAUCAACAAAGUUGAGACUAGUUCUCUGCAGAGCCAUGGAAGUAAGAUUCCAGCCAAUUCCAUUGACCUUCAAUGUUCCAUUUUUUACAAAACAAUGGCAGCUAAUGGUGCAUUCCCCAAAGGUAGGGCCUUCCCAAUACGCAACAAGGAGUCAGCUAUCUCCCACUUGAAAGCGUUCCAACCAGCAAGCUAACCAAAACUACAAACAUGGAGGGACAAAAAUACAUAUCCACUUCUCAAAGAUGUCAGCAAUGUAAACAAUGAGGUGUAAACAACAUCAUGGGCUUUUUUCAUGUCGAAGCAUUUCAUCUUUGAAAGAGGCAAUGCCAAUAACUACACCUUAGAAAGGUUCAUGGUCGGUUUUGCAACUGUUAACCUGUCCAAAUCAACUCUAUUUGUCCAUAGAAUGGUGAUUACUGAGUAAUGCGCAACAUAAACUAUUCCUAACACUGUGCGCUGCCAUUGCUGUGAUGACAUCACGAUUGUCAAUGGGACAAAGUCAGUUUGCUUCGCUUUUGCCCCAGCUCGCGACUUGUACAUUCCGCUUCAACAGGCGUUCCAAUGCAUUUCAGCAAGUAGGAGGGUCAGAAACAUCCCAUCUCCCAACCCUGGGGAAUGCACCAUAAGUACUGCUCUUGGAGCUUUUGACAUAGUUCCACUAGUUCCUGAAAGUGGGCGUAGAACACAGAAAGUGUGGUAAAGGCAUUGUCAUUCAUUUCUCCUUAAUAUUUGCGUGUUCUGUAGUGUUAGUCUCUAGUGAACAGAAAGCCGCUGCUUACUGUAGAUCUACUUGAAUCUAUGUGCAUCAUGUCACCCACCGACUUCCUGUACUCCGCUUGUCACACCUCUGCAUUCCAUGGGCCUUGUUCUCUCUAUUAAAGCUGUGAAGAGUGUGAAAGUUACUGUAAAAUGAAGAGAAAUUGUCUGCCAAGCGCACGCCAUGAUAGCCAAUGCAUAAUGUCUAUUAUCCAUCCAGCCAGCUUAAAUGACCUGAUUCCUUUAUAGUUUUGCUUUGAGUGCCACCUUCAAUAUUAAUUAUUGAUUCUCUUGACCUGAAGUCAUUGGAAUUGAAUUGAAAUUUGAAACUGAAGUGUAGAAUACCUCUUGACCAUUAUGCUAUGGCAUCAUGUGCUUAUACUAUGACACACCUGCGGUCAAAUUUGUCCACAAUAUUUUUUGCACACAGUAUGGCGACAAUUGUGCUACUUAAGUGCUGCCUCAGGAUUUCGGGUAUUGUUUGUAAUUCUGUAGGAUUAUAGAUGUUCUAAUCUGUAUUUUACAUAUCCGUCCUCAGCAUUUAGUGUUUGUAGCCUUUUUGUAAGAUACGCUUAGUUUGGGGGGUGAGUAGGGUGCUUUUGUAUUUUAUAUGUUUCAUGAUAAUGAAAUUAUGAACAAAUGUGUCCUUCAAAAAGUCAAAUGUUGUUUUAUUUGUAAAUACAAAUUCAUAUACAAUGUGACAAAUGGAUAUAAUGUAUUGAAAGCUAUGAUUAAAAUGUCUAUUUG
Molecule: messenger RNA, 3519 nt
Organism: Engraulis encrasicolus (European anchovy)
Lineage: Eukaryota; Metazoa; Chordata; Actinopteri; Clupeiformes; Engraulidae
Gene: ccsapb
Product: centriole, cilia and spindle-associated protein b
Exons: 4
Coding region: 289-1056 (255 amino acids)
Biological process (GO): regulation of mitotic spindle assembly
Cellular component (GO): spindle; centriole; ciliary transition zone
Molecular function (GO): microtubule binding
Source: RefSeq, a predicted model, not a curated record